Molecule: messenger RNA, 1242 nt
Organism: Anopheles maculipalpis
Lineage: Eukaryota; Metazoa; Arthropoda; Insecta; Diptera; Culicidae
Product: putative E3 ubiquitin-protein ligase UBR7
Exons: 2
Coding region: 1-1242 (413 amino acids)
Cellular component (GO): cytoplasm
Molecular function (GO): zinc ion binding; ubiquitin protein ligase activity
Source: RefSeq, a predicted model, not a curated record
AUGGAGCAACAGCAGGAUCAGGAUACGUCCUACGUCACUAUGGCGGAUAUUUUACAGGAACAGGAAGAGCUGGAAGAAACAUCCCGUGCAGUUCUCGGUGGGUCAGAUGAGAAGAAUUGCACCUAUUCGAAGGGAUAUGUUGGCCGGCAAGCACUGUACGCUUGCCUGACCUGUGUUCCGGAAGCACGAGGCAUUGAGUCGAAGCGUAGUGGCAUCUGCUUGGCCUGUUCGCUGCAGUGCCACGAUAAUCAUGAACUGUUGGAGCUGUACACGAAGCGAAACUUUCGUUGCGAUUGCGGUGGCAAACGAAUGCCGGAUGUGAAAUGCAAACUGGAACCAAGAAAGGAGGAAGAAAAUAGUCGCAAUUGUUAUAAUCAGAAUUUUUCCGGACUGUACUGCGUCUGUCAUCGGCCGUAUCCGGAUCCGGAAGAUGAUGUGAAUGAUGAAAUGAUCCAAUGUGUUGUGUGCGAAGAUUGGUACCACAUGAGACAUCUGGAUGUGGAUGAGCCGAAGAGCGGGAAAGAUUAUGCGGAAAUGGUUUGCGGUGGGUGUAUGGAGGCGAAUCCGUUCCUGAAGAAUUACGUCGGAAAGAUCGAGGAUACCAACAAAGCAACGUUGGAUGAUACGGUUCAGGUGGAUGUGACUGGGUUGGAUGAAUCGAACGUGGGAGCCACAGAAUCUGAUCCGGAUACGGUUGGUCCGAGCGACCCGAAGCAACGCCGAUUGGACGAUGAUUCGAAGGUCCCCGUGGAAACGUCAGCAAAGGAUAAACCGGACGUUACGUUGGACAUUUGUACCAUGCCACCGUUGGUGGAAGAGGGUGAGAAAUCGUACAAGAAAGGUGCAUCAUUUUGGGUUGAAGGAUGGCGUAAAUCCCUAUGCCAGUGUAAAGCAUGCGGCGAGCUAUACAAAAAGCAUGGCGUUGAGUACUUACUUAACGAACAGGAUACCGUUAAACAUUACGAGGAAGUUGGAAAACAAAAGCACGGCACGGAUGGAUCGUCAUACGAACGGGGCAUGCAAAUGUUGGGCCAAUUGGAUCGGGUUACGCAGGUCGAUAUGCUUACUGAGUACAAUCGUAUGACCACCCGAUUACAUGAGUUCCUCGAACAGUUCGUAACGAAUCAGCAGGUGGUAACAACAGACGAUAUUAAUAAGUUCUUUGUCAAAUUAAACAAGGAGCGACGUGAGCGCGGUGAGCAGUCAGCUAGCAGUGGUCGGCCACCGUACUUUUGCCGUUAA